This is a messenger RNA of Marchantia polymorpha subsp. ruderalis, 4619 nucleotides long. NCBI's taxonomy places the organism in Eukaryota, Viridiplantae, Streptophyta, Marchantiopsida, Marchantiales, Marchantiaceae. The record is from the annotation of a GenBank genome assembly.
UUUGUCCAUUCGUAUGAUCCCAUUUCGAUGGCACGAAGAGAUCGCUGAAGGAAUUCUCGAUUCCUCUCCUCGUGGUGAAAUCCUGUUCCGAUUUGAUCGUUUAUUAGGCAGUCGAGUGUGGAUAGGCCUCGGAUCUCGUUGUGUUUGUGGUGUGGGGGAUGAGGAAGAAUCGGAGCGAAGAGAGGCUGCUCGGGGAGGGAACACGGAGCCUGGAGCAUGGUGCAAAAUCACUCGUUCAUGACACUUUCCGGUGUCCGGGUUCCUGCAGGAGUGGUUUUUGUGGCGUUCUGGUGCAUACCACAUGAAUUUUUUUCGCUUGAAUUGGAGAGCGAGUGCGCUCAUCCGCGGGCCUCAUGAGUUUGACUCGAAUUCUCAACGCCGUAUUUUGGACUUGCAGGACGUGAUCGAUGGCAUGGGUAUCAGAGAUGAACACUCUCCGAUCGAAAUCUUUGAAAGGUUCCCUCCAGUCGCGUUUCCGUGCUUCUUGCAGUCAGCUUGUGCAGCUGGGAGAAGAAUGUGCACCGGAUUUCGAGAGAGGCAUCCGAUCGUCUGUCAAAAGCAGUAGGGCAGUUUCACUCGAUCUGGAGAAUGAGAGACAGAGACAAAGAGCUCUGUACAUUUCCAGCUGUAGUUUGUCACGAGAUGGGCAGAAACUAUGGAAACGGAAAAUUUUCUCGAAGACAGCAGUGGCGUGUACGCAAUUAUCUUCUCUGGACAGAGUUAAUGAGUCGUGGCAACCAGUAUGGCCCUGUAAGCCAGGUGCUGAAUUUAGUCCGAGUCCUUUCAGAUGGUAUUCAAGCUCUUCUGGAGAUAUCUCUGAGGGAAACAGAGUGGCAAAUCUGAAACAGAUUUCUUCAGCUGGACCUGACAUUCAUCUCCUGGAGAGGGGAGGUCUAAAGAGCGAAUCUCUCAAAGAUGGGCAAUCUCCAAGCCGCACCAGAGCUGAGCUCCUAGACCUAGUAGUACAAAAAGGGAAUUGGGGACCGCAGACUAUCCUAAUGCUGCAGGGACUGGCUCUCGAAUUGAAUCCUGAUGUGAUCAUUCCGGUCUUCAGAGACGCGAAGGAUUUAAGUAAUCAGUUGCAGUUUUUGUACUGGGCCGGACAACAGCUGACAUUCAAGCCUGCCCUCCACAAUCGCACAUCCAUCACCAAGUUGUUGUCUGGCGUGGAUGAAUUUUCAACCAUCUGCCGAGUUCUGGCUGAAAUGCGGAGAGUAGGGUGGAAACUGCCCAACACGACGAACAUGGAUAUUGCGAAAAGUUAUGCCAGAGCGAGAAAGAACGUCGAGGUUAUCAAGCUUUUGAAUGGAACAGGAGCUCGCAGAUAUAACCCCGAAGACAAUGUUCCCUGGAACUGUAUCACUUACUUGCUCGUCAAAUCUAAUUGCACAUUUUCGGCUUUCAGGCUUUACCAGAGAAUGCUGCAGCUGGGCGGACAGCCAGAUUCGAACACUCUCAGUGUUCUGGUCGAUGGCUUUAGUAAAGCCGGCGAAGCGGAUUUGGCAUUCAGGCUUUUGGAUAUGUUGCCUCUGAGGGGAGUGAGUCCCAAGGCUGUCACAUACACCAGGUUGAUAGACAAUCUCGGCAAAGCGGGCAAGAUUACUGCAGCCAUGAAAUUGUUUGAAGACAUGAAAUCCAAGGAGUGCGAGCCCACUCCUUUUACGUACAGCGUGCUCAUCAAUGCCCUUGGUCUGGCUGGCCGUACGAAGGAUGCAUACGAAAUAUUUCGUGAAAUGGACAGGAGACGUCCUGCUGUUGGAGACGUUCAUGUGUACAACAGCCUGAUCCACGUCCUUGGAAAGGCGGGUCAAGUGGAUUUGGCCCAUCACCUUUUUCAUCAGAUGAAGAAAAAAAACAUAACUCCAAAUGUUUCCACUUACAACAUUCUCAUAUUUGCUCUGGGCAAAGCAGAUAAGGUGAGCGAGGCCUGUGGGGUAUUCGAGCACAUGAAAACCCAUGGCCUCGAUCCGGAUAUCGUCACCUACAAUACUCUGAUUUCAGUUCUCGGCAAGACGGGCGGAGGAAACAGAAUACAUGACCCCAGUAGUGGGAAGAACGGGAACAGUUUACAGUUUCUAGCCUACGCCAAGGUGGUUGAUUGUCUUGUCAAGUCUGGACUGCAUGCGGCUGUCGAGGUUUUCAGGGAAAUGAUGCAGAACGAUUGUGGCCCUGAUCCGGUCACCUUCAACUUGCUGCUUGAUGACCUAGCAAAAGAGGGAAAACUGCGUGAAGCUCAUGAAAUCUUUGAAGAGAUGAAGAAGAAUGAGUGCAGCUUGACUGUCAUUACGUACACCACUCUCAUCGAUGGGCUCGGUAAGACUGGCCAGGUAGACAAAGCCCGAGAUCUCUUCCACGAAAUGAUAAAUGAAGGUUAUGCCCCGAACGUGGUUACUUACACCUCCCUCAUGGAUGCCUUCGGCAAAGCAGGAAGAGUGGAGGAGGCUCUGACUAUUUUGGAAGAGAUGCUUAAGAGCGAUGUGAGACCUGAUUUUAUCACGUACAAGGUUCUGAUCUAUUCACUUGACAAAGCGAAUGAAGCUUACGCUCUCUACGAAGACCUGAAAGAAAAGGGAGUGGUUGACGAUGCCCCAGUGCAUGAGAUCCUCAUCGAUGGCCUCGUCAAAGCUGGCAGUGUGGAGGAGGCCUUCAAACUCUUCGGUGAACUGAAGUGGAAAGGACACACUCCGGGUGUUAGCACCUAUUGCCUCCUGAUUGAUGCGUUGAGGAAGGCAGAUGAAGUUGACACAGCGUGCAAAUUGUUACAGGAAAUGAUUAGUAGUGGCUGCUCUCUGGAUGUAGUCGCCUACAAUCUUGGGAUAGAUCUUCUGGGCAAGUCUGGGAAGAUAGUUGAAGCGUGCAGACUUUUUGAGGAAAUGGAGAAGAAGGGCCUCAAACCAGGAAUCAUAUCCUACAGCGUGCUUAUUGAUGGUCUGGGCAAGGCUGGAAGGGUAGAGGAAGCCUACAUAGUGUUCAAGAAAAUGAAAGAUAGUGAUUGUGUCAUGGACGUGGUGACAUACACAAUACUCAUCGACCUACUAGGAAAAACUGGCAAGAUCUACGAGGCACUCGAGCUCUUUUACGAGAUGACGAGAAGAGGGGAUACUCCUGAUGUAGUCACGUACAGCUCUCUGAUUGACGGCUUAGCCAAGGCUGAUAGGAUAGACGAAGCCCAUGAGCUUUUUCUGGACAUGACAGGAAAGGGCUGCACUCCGAAUCCGGUAACUCUGAAUUCCUUGAUCCAUGGCCUGUGCAAGGCUGGUAGGUUGGAGAUCGCCAGUAAGCACUUUGAGGAGAUGGACAGGUGGGGAUGUUCUCCAAACGUGAUGGUGUACAACACCAUGAUCGAUGGCCUCGCUAAGUCUGGAAACGUGAAAGAUGCAUGCUUUCUCUUCGGUGAAAUGGAAAAGAAGGGCUGUCCCCCCAAUGUAGAAACAUACAAUAUUCUUAUAAGUGGUCUGGGUAGCGUAGGGGAAGUGACGGAGGCUUGGAAUCUAUUUGAGGAGAUGGAGUCCAAAGGGUUAUCACCAGAUGUUAUCACAUUCACGAGUCUUAUUCAUGGUCUAGGACGAGCGGGUGAAGAAGGUGCAGCCUACAAGAUUUUGCAGGUCAUGGAGGAAAAGGGCUGCUUACCAAAUAUUGUCACGUACAAUGCGCUGAUAAAUGCCCUUGGGAAAGCCGGGAAGGUGAAGGAGGCGUACAAAAUUUUGGAUGAGAUGAGAGCCAGAGGAUUUUCCCCAGAUGAUGUUACUGUGACGACCUUCCGCGUCGUACUGGGGAGACAGCAAAACUGGGGUGCAUGGGCCUAAAACAAGGUUGUUUGAAUCUUUGUUCAACACUUCCAAUAUGCAUCGCCAAAGAUUUUGCACACCCUGUUGUCGUGUUCUUGAGGAGAGUGAUGGUAGUGUGCAGCGCCGGAUACACUGAAAGCCACAUGAUAUACAUUGAUGAUGAUGAAAUCACAGCUUGAUUCCGUUCUGCACACGCGAGAAAGGCAACGCGUUUCCCCGUACCAUUUACAGGCCGCUGCAGAGCUCCACGGGAGGUUGCUAAACAUGUCAAGAAGCAAGGGUUGAAAUAUAAUGAGAUGAAGCAGAAAACUUGCUUCAAGUACCUUUCUCACCGCCAACCUACUGCUUCGUGCUGGCGUUAAGGGAGAAAUCACACGGAAUUGCACUAAGUUUCAGUCAUUAGGUGAGGCAUCCCUGCCAGUUAGAGGACCUUCAGUCAGUUGUGAAUAGGCCCUAAUGCUGGGGAUAUACAGUAUGGAAGAAUACGCCAGGUUGGAUAUACUUCAAACAGUGCGGAUUGAGUCUCUCUAUCUUAGAGUGGCCAAAGUAGGCCGUGAAUCACUGAGAAUGAAAUUUGAUCAGGUCAUCACAUUCUCAGGUCUACCUGAUGCAUUGUUUUACCAAAAUUAUUUUUUCCAAAGAAAUUGAACACAUCCUGCAAAUAUCUUGUCAGUAGGAAAUGCGGUUGUAGCUGGCGGAGAUGGUAUUGGGCCCUAGCGCCAUCCCACCCCUUGGUUUCUUUCAUGUACGACUUGAUGGGUUCUUUCCAUCCUUUUUAUAUACUUUUCUCCCGUGUCUCUUUACCUUCAUCAUAUGAAAAUUCAUGUCAUU